AACCUUCUGGACGGUAGCUCUCCAGGACCGGAGUUGGAGACCCCUGUUCUAGGAUAUAUAUUGCCUUGACAGCAUUUGGCAUUAGUUAAUACAAACAUAUUGUUUCAUUUAUUUAAACUUAGUCAACCUGGCAGUCUGAGUAUCUCAGAAUUCUUGCUUUAAAAUUUAUAUUUAUACAGUUUCCAAAUGUAUGCUUGGGGCCUCCGAUGGUUCUUAUAUCAGACUUGAGUUCAGUCCUCGUUGUGCUGCUCUAGCCGUCUGUUACGCAGGCCCUAAGAACAGGACUUGACUUGCUGGACGCCUGCAGUUUUACGGGUGAAAUUGGGAAAUCUGAGCGGCUUGACAACCUGUAAAGCAGCUUGUAGCUGAUAGCAUUGAUGUGUUCACUGCUCAUGAGUCUGCAUGGGCACCAAGAGGUUACCUGUCAUGGGUUAUUUUUUUUGAUUUAUUAAAUGUACAGAUUAUUAAUAUGGGGUGGAAUUUAAUUGCUAAUGCAAAUUGUAAUUACCCCCUGGCAUUUUUCUCCCAGUCACCUGCAAAAGCUGUUUAUAAUGCCAGACACUGGAACCAGCCUGAGCCUGAAGACACGCCUGUACCUUCGCUAUCCCGAUCCCAGACUGCCCCGGCUAUUUUGUCACAAGGAAGCACAGAAUCAAACACCCGCAAGGAUGACGGUGUCUUCAAAGCACCAGCUCCCCCCCCCAAAGUCAUUAAGUCUGUCACCAUCCCCACUGAGCCGUACCAAGACAUUGUCACUGCACUGAAAUGUAGAAAAGAGCACAAGGAGCUGUACACUGUCGUCCAGCAUGUUAAGCACUUCAACGACGUGGUGGAAUUUGGGGAGAAUCAAGAAUUCACGGAUGACUUUGAGUACUUGGAGACUGGCCUAAAAAGCGGCCAGCCUCUCAACACACGUUGCCUUAGUAUAAUCAGCCUGGCCACCAGAUGUGCCAUGCCCAGCUUCCGGAUGCACUUGCGAGCAAGAGGGAAGGUCGCCCAGGUCUUCAAAACUCUGAAUGAUGCUCCGCAGCAUCCGAAUCUUGCCCUCUGUACGGCUUCUUUAAUGUACAUCCUCAGCCGAGAUCGACUCAACAUGGACCUCGACAGGGCCAGUCUGGACCUCAUGAUCCGACUUCUGGAGCUUGAGCAAGACGACACAGCUGAUAACCAGCUGACUGCUAAGGAGAUGGGCAAAGUGAAGGAGAAGAUUCGAAAACUCUGCGAGACCGUCCACAACAAGCACCUCGAUCUUGAGAAUAUCACGGUCAGCUCAUGGGCUUCUCCCCUAUACCUCAUUCCUGUAUUCAUCUUGUCUUGUAAUCCUAGCCCAUGA
Paramormyrops kingsleyae is the source of this 1333-nucleotide messenger RNA. The record is from RefSeq and is a predicted model, not a curated record. NCBI's taxonomy places the organism in Eukaryota, Metazoa, Chordata, Actinopteri, Osteoglossiformes, Mormyridae.